AUGUCGGUUAUUGAGAUAGAAUCUGAAGAGCAAUUCACCAAAAUCACUCAGGAUGAAGCUUCCAAAUUGGUUAUAAUCUAUUUCCACACUCCUUGGGCUGGUCCUUGCCAGCUUAUGGCUACUGUCUUCAAGACAUUGGCUGAAGCUAACCCCGAAUCUGUAUUUAUAUCUGUCAACGCUGACGAUCACGCCGAGAUCAGUGAACUUUUCGAAGUGUCAGCUGUUCCUUUCUUCGUUCUUGUGAAGGACUCCACCAUAUUGAAGGAAAUAUCUGGUGCUGAUGCCAAGGAGCUUGUUGCUGCUGUGAAUGAAUUCACCAAGAAAGAUGCCGAUCCUGCAUCUAAUGCCUCUAGCUCUACCACUCCAACCACCACCCCAGUGGCACCUAUUGCAGCAGCAGCAGCUUCUUCUUCUUCUUCCAAUGGUGCUGCUGCCCCUGCGAAGGAAGAGUCUAAAGACGAGCUUAAUGCAAGGCUUGAAAAGUUGGUCAGUGCUGCCCCAGUUAUGCUCUUUAUGAAGGGCUCUCCAUCUGCGCCACAGUGUGGAUUCUCCCGUCAGCUUGUAGCAAUCUUACGUGAACACCAGGUUAGAUUUGGGUUCUUUGACAUCCUCAAGGACGACUCGGUCAGACAGGGUUUAAAGGAGUACUCAGACUGGCCAACUUUCCCCCAAUUGUACAUGAAUGGAGAGCUUCAAGGUGGAUUGGAUAUCAUAAAGGAAUCUCUUGAAGAAGAUCCAAAAUUCUUUGAGGCCACUACCGCAUAA
Messenger RNA from Dujonia railenensis, 765 nucleotides. The record is from the annotation of a GenBank genome assembly. NCBI's taxonomy places the organism in Eukaryota, Fungi, Ascomycota, Pichiomycetes, Serinales, Debaryomycetaceae.